Molecule: messenger RNA, 1723 nt
Organism: Amborella trichopoda
Lineage: Eukaryota; Viridiplantae; Streptophyta; Magnoliopsida; Amborellales; Amborellaceae
Product: ammonium transporter 1 member 3
Biological process (GO): ammonium transmembrane transport; ammonium homeostasis
Cellular component (GO): plasma membrane
Molecular function (GO): ammonium channel activity
Source: RefSeq, a predicted model, not a curated record
CAUGGCUAGCAGCAUGGAAACCAGUGUUGUAGAAGCCAUUAAUGGCCUCUUCCUCCUCUCCUCAGCUUACCUAGUCUUCAUGAUGCAGCUUGGCUUUGCCAUGCUUUGUGCUGGCUCAGUUAGAGCCAAAAACACCAUGAAUAUCAUGCUCUCCAAUGUGAUAGAUGCAGUUGUGGGCUCACUUAGCUACUAUCUCUUUGGCUUUGCCUUGGCCUUUGGGUCCCCCUCAAACCCCUUCAUUGGAACCAAGAGCUUUGCCCUAGAGUCAGGGUCCAUAGACUACUCCUAUUUCUUGUACCAAUGGGCCUUUGCCAUAGCUGUGGCUGGGAUCACUAGUGGCUCCAUAGCUGAGAGAACCCAAUUUGGAGCUUACUUGGUUUACAGUUUUUGGCUAACUGGGUUUGUUUACCCAGUUGUUGCACACUGGGUAUGGUCUAGUGAUGGUUGGCUUAAUACUGCCUAUGGUGGUGGUGGCGGCGGCGGCCCUUUGUUGGGUUCGGGGGCCAUUGAUUUUGCGGGGAGUGGUGUGGUGCACCUAGUGGGUGGUGUGGCCGGGUUGUGGGGGUCGGUGAUCGAGGGGCCGCGGGUCGGGAGGUUUGACGCAUUUGGGGGGGUGGUGCCUAUGCGUGGCCACAAUGCAACAUUGGUGGUGCUCGGGACUUUCUUGCUUUGGUUUGGGUGGUUCGGGUUCAAUCCCGGGUCGUUCAUCACGAUCAUGGGAAAUGUAACUGGGGUGGCUCGAACAGCUUUGACCACCACACUCGCUGGCUCAACCGCUGGCCUUGUCACACUAUUUGGAAAGCGCAUCCUGGUCGGUCACUGGGAUGCCCUUGAUGUGUGCAACGGCCUCAUAGGUGGGUUUGUAGCAAUAACAUCAGGGUGUGCAGUGGUUGAUUUGUGGGCAUCGGUGGUAUGUGGAUUCGUGGCUGCUCUAGUCUUGAUCUGUCUCAAUAUACUGGCAUUGAAAUUCCAGUACGACGAUCCUCUCGAAGCCGCUCAACUACACGGAGGCUGCGGAGCUUGGGGAGUAUUAUUCACAGGGUUAUUUGCUAAAGAAGAAUUUGUUCUGCAAGCUUACGGCAGCAAAGGAAGCGAAACUCGACCUUACGGAGUUAUAAUGGGUGGUGGAUGGCAGUUGCUUGGCUCGCAGAUAAUUGAAAUUCUCGUGAUUGUGGCUUGGGUGAGUGUCACAAUGGGACCAUUGUUUUUCUUGCUUCAUAAGCUGAGGAUGCUGAGAAUUUCUAGGGAUGAAGAAGUUGCAGGACUUGAUGUUUCUCACCAUGGGGGUUAUGCUUACCAGGCUCAUCAUGAUGAUGAAGAACCUCGAUUCUAUGCAGACUAUGUUAGGAUGCAAAUGAAUUCAAACUCUUAGUUAUCAUCUAGUUUUUUUAUGGGGAUUGGCCUAGUGGCACAAGGGAGACUGUCCAAAGUUCACAUCCAAGAUUAUUCACACCUCAAAAAAAAGUCCUAAGCCAAGUAUCACUUCUAUGAGAGGUUUGUCUUAUAAGUCAUUAUUUUUCCUACCCCAACUUUUAAAGCGAUUUUAUACUAUAAGACCAUUUACAACUGUUGCAUGCUCACGAUCAUCGGUACCGUCUGAUAUGAACAAUCGCUUCUAAUUAUCAAAUAUGAAAUCAAGCGGCUAAAGGUGUAUCAGGAAGUUUCAGAAAAAAUUUACUAGACUUUUGAGUAUAGUGAUCAGCACACUUCCAACUGCGUGAUU